Molecule: messenger RNA, 906 nt
Organism: Ascochyta rabiei
Lineage: Eukaryota; Fungi; Ascomycota; Dothideomycetes; Pleosporales; Didymellaceae
Exons: 1
Coding region: 1-906 (301 amino acids)
Biological process (GO): transcription elongation by RNA polymerase II
Cellular component (GO): elongin complex; nucleus
Source: RefSeq, a predicted model, not a curated record
AUGCCGGUUCCAAGUCUCUACGAGCUUGCAAGACAGCGCCUUAUCAAGAACAUUGAUAUGCUCACCGAUAUCGGCGAUAUACCUUUUUCCUUCCUCGAACCCGUUCUUCGUCAUAUUCAAAAUCCGACACAGUUGCAGGAGCUUGAGGAAGCCUGCCCGCAGAUACAGGGUGAAACAAAGGAAAUAUGGAAGAGGUACAUCAGGAGAGACGUUCCUGAUUGGGACAAGAAGCCGCAUACGCCGCGUGACGACAUGAACUGGAGUAAGGUGUACAGGAAGCUCAUGAGAGACGCAGAGAAGGAGAAACUCGAUCAGGAGAACCAGCUGAAGGAGCAAAUGAAAGCUCUCCAGGCUGGCAGAGAUGUUAACAAGACUGUUAUCAUGAACACCAACAAAGCGUAUGGUGCUCGCAGCAGCAACUUUUGGGCCAGCGCUGGUGGCAGUCGAGGCUUUGGGCAGCCUGCUCCACCGACAAAGACUGGAAAGGUUGCUAUGGACAAGCUCAAGAGGGGCAUGUUCGACCGCAAUCAAGCACGAACCAAGGCAACGCAAACACCGCAGCACCAGCUGGCUAUGAGAAGGAAUAUGGUAGCGCAAAUACCAGAACGACUGGUCAGGAUGGCACAACUCGAGGCGCCAAAGACCAUGGUUCUAUCCAAACAGGCCUCUGCAUCUGCUGCUGAGAGAAGAGUUCCAAAACCUACCACAAAUCAGCAGCAUAUUAAACAACGGCCAGCACAAAUGCCACAACAGAGUGUGGCGCCGCCUCGAACAUCGCUUCCAGCCGGCCAGCAAUUCAAUGCUCCUAAGCUGAAGCCCACUGCCAAUGGUGUCGGAGCUGCUGCGGCGCCGAAGAGGAAGCGAGAAGGGUCGAGCAUGUUCCAGCCGACCAAGCGAAGGAUGUAG